UUUCCGGUGCGAGGACGAAUAAGCAAAAGCUGGUGAUGUGACACGUGGAUGAAUAUGGUCCAUUGGAUGGUCAAAGCAAAGAUGAGGUUCACUGAUCCCGGCCGAGAUUUAUUGAAACUGAAAGAGAACUGUAGAGUAAUGCUGAGUGAUAGAUUUUCAUGUUCCCCCACGCACACAUGACACACCCUCUCUCACUCACCCUCCUCACAUAACACUCGUAACAGUAACACACUCUCAGUUCAUGGCAGCAAGGCCAACCUAAAUUCCUCUUGAGUAGCGUAGGAUACAGUACUCUACAAAAGCAAAAGCAAGAGAGUAGAGAGAGAGAUAGUAGUGUUGAAUUGGUGAGACCAUAAUUCAUAAAUGAGGCUUGCACAGUAGAGUAGAUGGGUGCAGUUACGAUGGCGGCGUAGCAGAGGCUCUAAUUCCGUGCCAUAAUUGCUUCCGAGAGACCACCAACUCCACAUCCUAUUUUCUUUUCUCAUUUUCCAAUUGUUUUUUUUUUUUUUUAAAUUUAAUUUACCUUUUUUCCUUUCUUUUUUUGGUUGAGAAACAGUUUCCCCCAAAAGCUGCAAAAACCCAACCAGCAGCCCAGAGAAGAUCAUAAUAGAGACGCCCCCACACACAACAAAUUAAAACACGGCGACCUAGUGCGAGCGAACAAGACAAAAAAAAAAUCGGUUGGGUGAAAUUAAAACUAUAGGAAGCAAACCUAGUAGUGUUGUGGUAGUAUCUGCAAAGCGAGCCUUAAUUAAGGCGAAAAAUUACAGCUGUAGGCGGGAUCUUUAGUAGAGUAUUUUAAGAUUGGCGGAGGUUCUGAUGCUAUGGAUAUUGUGUCUGAAUUGGGGAUAACCGUUUCAGCUUGGGGGUGCAGGUGCAACAAAUGGCUGGGUUGUUCUCUCUAGGCCCACAAAACAAGGUAGAGGGAGAGGGAGAGGGAGAAAAAGGAGAUAGUAACACUAACAGGAAUAACCUAUUGUUGUUCAGGAACGAGGAGAUCUACAGCAACAAGGGGUUCGAGAUAUGGCCACAGGCACAAGCGUAUCAUCACCCCAACAUGAGCAACUACUUUGCGUUUAGAGUGGGUCCUAGUCGCAGGAGCGUGAACGAGGAGGACGUGUCGUUCUGCGUGUCGGAUGAGUCAACUAGAUUUGGAUUAACUGUGAUGAGGUCUGGAGGCUCAGGAAGCGGUGGCGUCAACUGUCAGGACUGUGGCAACCAAGCCAAGAAAGACUGUGCGCAUCUCAGAUGCAGAACUUGCUGCAAGAGCCGAGGGUUUCAGUGCCAAACCCACGUCAAGAGCACUUGGGUUCCCGCAGCCAAACGCCGCGAACGACAACAACUACUCGCUGCAUCGCACCACCCACAACUAUGCGGGGGAGACAAUAUUCCUAAACGACACAGAGACUCUCAACUUGCCUGCUCUUCUCAACCCAUCACUACCGCAGGGUUAGAGCUGGGGCAAUUCCCACCUGAAGUGAACACUUCGGCGGUGUUUCGGUGUGUGAGAGUGAGCGCAGUGGACGCUUCAGAUGAACAGUGUGCGUAUCAAACCUCUGUCAACAUCGGAGGGCAUGUUUUCAAGGGAAUUCUCUACGACCAAGGCCCCGAAAGUUCUUACACUAGUGCACCGGCUGAGGGUUCCUCCGGUGGUGAACCUCAACAACUUGGUUUAAUAACCGCCGCAACCACAGCCACAACCGGUGGGAACCCGUUUGAACCUUCACUUUACCCGGCUCCGCUGAAUGCUUUCAUUGCUGGUGGUACGCAAUUCUACCAACCCCCGAGAUCCUAAAGACGUGUCUUUCUAUCUAUGCGGACAAUUAUUGAAACCGAGUUUUUUUUUCCUUCCUUUUUCUUAUUUUUUUGUCAUUAAUUGACUCAUGUUAGAGUUAUUGAUUAUCUUUGUUCCUCGGUAUAUCCAUUUGAUCUUAACUACGCAGGCUGAAGUAGUGGCUAGCUAGUUAGAAGGAAAAGUAGUUAAGAAUUUUUAUUAAAAAAAAAAUGAUUGUGGCAAUGAUUCUAGUGCAUGAAAUUAAAGGGGCCGCCGGGGAUACUUGUUAUGUGUUAUCCGAAUGUCAAUUCAGAUUUUCAUCGUUAUUUUGAUUUUAUGGGUAA
This is a messenger RNA of Cajanus cajan (pigeon pea), 2118 nucleotides long. Its product is annotated as protein EXPRESSION OF TERPENOIDS 1. Gene Ontology annotation, molecular function: DNA-binding transcription factor activity; DNA binding. Gene Ontology annotation, biological process: positive regulation of DNA-templated transcription. The record is from RefSeq and is a predicted model, not a curated record. Gene Ontology annotation, cellular component: nucleus. Lineage: Eukaryota; Viridiplantae; Streptophyta; Magnoliopsida; Fabales; Fabaceae.